Lymnaea stagnalis (great pond snail) is the source of this 22947-nucleotide messenger RNA. The record is from the annotation of a GenBank genome assembly. Lineage: Eukaryota; Metazoa; Mollusca; Gastropoda; Lymnaeidae.
ACAAGGGGAAGAAUUAAUUAAUCGAUAUUUCUUACAAUAAUUGAACAAGUAGGCAUACAAUGAAUUAAAUAGUUUUGGCUUCUCAUGAGAUAAUAUCUGGCAUGCGCAUGCGCAAUUCAAGGUUAAUUUGGGCGAGGUCUUUGCGUCAUUAGAAGAAAACGUUUGUUAUUUAUUUUCGCCGACGUUGAUUCGGCUUUGAAAGUGUUCAAAAUGUCUGCUAACGGCGGUGAUUCCGAAACUGCAAUGCAGAAAUUCGAAUUAUAUAUCAAAGUAAGUAAAGUAUAUGUUUAGGAUUUUGAACUUUACCGCAUUUAGAUACAUGCAUUCCAUUGAUAAUGUACUUAAUUUCUGAUUACGGAAGUUGAUGGAGGGCAGGGCUGAAAAAUAAUUAAAAGAAUUAUUUACUUUUUAAAAUGAAUGUUUUACUACAUUUUUCCUCCCAACAGCAUUAAGACUAACCACUGAAAAUGACAUCAUAAUUCAGUUUUAUUCUCCGUUGGCAGUUUGAGCAGUAUCGCUCAAAUUGUAUAAUAUUGCAAGAAUUGAGUUUAGGCCCUGCCCUAGGCUUGUACUCCGACUAGGCAACUUGGUGACUCAGGCUGACAUAAUUUAAUUUGGCAUUAUAAGGGGUUGUUGAAUGGACAUGUACAUUUUGUCCACUGGCAUAUAAGCUUUUCAGUGAAUACAAAUUUGGGGCCAGAAUUAAUUAUGGAAUAUGGCUAGGGGUGCUGAUUGUAGGUAAAGAUUGGGUUAGUGGUAGGGUUUCUCUCCCAGGAUAUACUAGUCCCAAUUUUCCCAAUCCUGGUAACACUUUUAGUUUUAGAAUAGAAUUUUCUUGUUUUUUUUUUAAUUUCAGCAAGUGACAGAUUAUCAUAAAUUGGCUCUAGAAGCCAUGACCUGUAAAAUUUAAUUAACUGCACUAAAUUAAUAUUUCUAGUACUUAAGUUCUCAAGCUUUUUGAAGUGACAACCAUAAUCACUUAAAUUAAUUACCACUAUACAUUGGAAAAAUGGGUUUUUAAAAGGGUAAAUUCUUAGAAAGGAAAAAUUCUAGAACAUAAUUAUCCAGUAUAAUAUAGACUAAUUGCUGAUUUCAGGAUUGAAAAUGUUGCUCAAACUUUAAAACAUAAAUUUAAAAAAGAAAACUAUUAAAAAUCACUAUUUUUCUUAAGUGUAUUGCAGACAUGUUUACUCAUUCAUUUUUGCCAUAGUAACCUACUUUUAAUUUUUCAAGCGAAGACUACAACACGAUGACAAGACUAUAUAAAUUAAGACUACAACACGAUGACAAGACUAUAAAAAUUAAGGUUUAGGAAAUUUUUUAAAUUGCUAUUUUUAUUUUAAAAAUUAGCGGACCAAAAAAAAAAAAAGCAUCCGAAUAAGACAGUCAGUCAUUGGCCUUUACAGCCUCGAUGCAGUCUCAAUGUGACAACCAGAUUCUUUUAUUUUAGAUGACACAGUUAUGGUCAAUACUUAUUACAACGUUACAAUACCCUCAGCUGCCAAUUAACUCAUUCCCAACUGCAGUGCUACAUUUUUUAUACUGGGAAAGGGAAGUAACUCAGUUUUGCAAUUGAUGUCUAAUUUUUAUCUGCUCUGCACACUGCAGUAUGCUUGAUAAUUUUAGACCUGCAGUCUGGCUAAAUCUGGCUAUUAAUUAAUAGGAAUUUUUUAUUUUAUGUAGAUGUGGAUACUGAUGACUGAUAGGGAUUUUUUAAAAUUUCAUUUUAGUGUUUUAUUAUUUAGGUUACUGUGUGUGAAUAUUUUAGAGAUAUGAAAUGCUCUCAACAAAUCGAGAAAAUGGCAGAACAAGAACAGAAAAUUCUCUAGUAUCCAGGAUGAAGACAGGCCCAUUUAUUAUCUCGACUAUGAUUCCAAUGUUUCUGAGAAGCAGUCUUUGUCCUCAUGAACACUGGAAUGUCUUCUUGUAUGUAAUUCAGCCCACUAAAUGCUAUUGACAGAGCAUGUAGCUUGAUGGACGCUGACCCCAACCAGCUCUAAUGUGCGUUUCGAUUGAGCAAGUCUGUGCUGUCAGUGCCAUUUGAGCUUGUCUUAAUCUCUUUCUCAUCCUAAGAAACCAAACUGAUGUCUAAAUCUCUCUUUAAUUUUGUGUGUGUCUGUACAUAUUUGAUGUACUAGUAUUAAUAUAACUUUUAUUGUACAUGCAUUUGUAUAUUUGUUUUGCCAAUAAUAACAAUAUAAACAGCUGUAUGGAUUUUCUGACACAACCCAUUGCAUUUUAAUUUAACCCCACCAACCCCCCUCUCUCCACUUAUUGACCAAACUACUACUUGGAGCUUCAAACUACAUUUUUGAGAGCUGAAAACUACCCUGACACUAACCUUGGGGUUAACAGGUCUGCUUUAUUUCAGAUGGUGACCCCCACAUAAAUCCCUUCACAAUCUCAUUUAAGGUCACCUCCCAUGGGCUGGAAACAUGUGCUGUAGUAACUUUAUUAUCCCAGAUUUUAUGUGUCAAACUACUGUACCUUAAGAUUAUGGAGUGCUUUUUUAGUUUCCAAAAUCGACAUAGUAAGCCAUUUACAGAUACAUGUAUGACAUUUUUAAUUGUUUUUUAUUCAAAACCAACCCCAUGUUACAAAUUAUUCAAAACAUUUGUUUGUAAAAUAAUUAAAGCCAGAUUGGAAACCAGAAUAUUGUAACCUGUAAAGAAUGCAAAGCGCAUAAAAUUAUGGGAUUUUUCUACAUAUUACCUAGUUUUUCAUUACUAGGGAUAAGAAGUGCAAAAUGAAGCAACUAGUAGCAAGUGACCAUCUCUCAACCAACCUUUAAAUUGUUUUUUAUUCAUUAAUGGACAUUUAACAAUUUAAAAACUAAAAACAAUUACCCUUUUUACUUUUAUUGUUAAAUUCAGUUUAAAAUAUACUUUUAAUUAAAUGCAAAAAAACUUUGUUACCAUUUCCUUGGAUAAGUCCCCAAAAAAACCAGGGAAGUGAGAAACCCUAGUUGGCUCUAUGGAUCUUUCCAUGAGUUGAAUUUUAAUUUUUAAAAACAAAUGGAAAAUUUUAUUUUAAUAUAUUCAAUAUUAACUCUCUGCAGUCAGACGUUAUUUAUUUUUUACAAUUUGUUAAAAAUAUUAAAUGAUCUCAUCUGCAAUAGCUCUGAUCUGAUCAGUUAUAUUUAUCAACUUGUUCAUCUUUGACUCAGCUAUCAUUUAAUAUUUUUUGUAUAUUUUAUUAUCUUUGUUAUAAAAAUAAUCAAAAUAAAAUGGUAGAAUUAUUUUGAUAUUAAUGCCCAAUACGAUGUAUUCCUCACUAAUCUGAUCUAUCUUUUCCCAUAUGCCGGUAUUUUUAUAUAUCUUUGUUAUAAUCCUCACAUAACACAGCCAACAAACUACAGUAUUCCUAAAUUAUAUUUAUUAUUUAUGGAUACUGAACAAGUAUUUCUUAAAACUAGUAUGCAUUUUUAUUAUUAUAAUUGUAAUACACAAAUAACAGCUUGUCCUGGGCUUGAUUUUCACAUAAGAGUAGGUAACAUUUUUCAACACAGAACAUUAACUCAGAAAGAACCUGUGAAAUAAAAAUUUGAUUGAUUCAUAAAUAAAAUGAACACUAAUGGUAUCAGUAAUGGUAUGCUAUCAGUAAGGGAAAAAUACCAUUAAUCCUAGUCCAAAUGCCUAAAUUAGUAUAAAAUUAAACCAUUGUACAUUGAAAAUACAUUACAAAAAAUGUUAUAACCAAAUUGUGAUUUUAUUCUUUAUACAUCUUGCUAUCAAGUGAUUAGAUAUAAACUUACCACCAGUUGUUUUUAGGGUAAAAUCUUCAAAGAUAUUCAUCCUGUAACUCUGUUACACAGUAAAAGGUUGGAGUACGGGCUUAAUAUUUAGCAUGAAUAAGGAAUAAAGCCUUCUUGAUCCAAUAUCUGCAUAUUUUUUUUCUCUCUCCUCCUUCCCAUUGGAGUCAAUGAGCUUUUAAUAAAAGUAUAAAUGUUUUGUUUUUUUAUUCUGUCUUGUAGUCUCUACUAAUAUGAGUGACUAGCGAUAAUGAUAAUUAAAUUUAAACACAUUUCUACUAUGCAAUAUUAGAAAAAUUAGAAGACGAUUCAUAGCAGUAACAUAUCUAAAAGAAAUAUAUUUAGUUAAUAACUCAGAAGUACUUUUAACUUAACAUUUAUUUUAAUUAUGCAAGUUCCCAUCAGCCGGAGUUUUCCCGCUAUUUUUAGAAAAUAUUUAUCUCUCAUAGUCAAGCUAUUUCUUAAUUAUAAAAUUAUUGAAACUCAGUAAAAUUCAAAUAAAAUCUAUCAAAAUAAGUGUAAAUGGAUAAAAUAUACUUCAGCCAAUUAAAAUUAUAAAAAUAUGAAUUCAUUGUUUUAUUAUGAAUUUUGAAGUCGGGAAAUGAUCAUUAAAAUUAAGCUUACUUGUUUACAAUAGCAUUAGUUGGUACUUUUAUAUGUAAAUCAGGAUAAAUUCCAUGAUCAGAGUCGCCAUUUGAGUACAUUUCUUUAAAUCGUUGAUAAAUUGUAAAAUUAAAAUCAUUUGACCAUAUUAAUAAUAGUAAGUAAUAUUUUAUGACAGUAAUAAUUUUUUUUUUGAAAUCUGUGAAGCUUUCAAGGGAUGCUCCGGGCUGAAUAAGUUUCAAAAAAAAAAAUUUCUAUAGUAAUUUCAAAUUUUGUAAUAAUUUUAAUUUUUUUUAUAUACUUUAACCAAUGAAACAAAUUAUUAAAAUAUAAUAAUUAUUUUUUUAAAUAGAAAUUAAGUUAAAAAAUAAAUAAACCACCCACAAAAUCUAUGAUACUAAUAAAUACCAUUUCUCUAUAGUUGGACUACAGAGAGUUAACUGCAAAUCGCCAGAUUUAGUUUAUGACGCAAAUAAUGCUCAGUAAAGAACGGAAAAGUUAUCAUACACACCUUUCAGGUCCAUUCACUUUCAGUUUUGGGGUUCCACGAAGUGAUUUCAUUCCGAGAAAACUCUUGGCAAAACCUGUACCACUAAAUACACAAUUACCUACAAGGUCAUACCUCUGACUAUAGUUCCAUAUUUUAAAAAGGUUUUAGGGCUUUGAGCCCAUUACUUAUUUGAUACAAAUUUUUCUUGCCCAACAAUUUUUUUUAAAAAUUGAAUACCUUGAAAGUGGGGGAGGGAGCUUCCCUCUUCAGAAAUUAUGCUGACAUGUUCUGUGAUUUAGCGGAGUAAUUCAAUUCAUACACACUAUUGUUAAAUAUUAUUUUUAUCCUUAUGUUGUAUAUAAAUUUUCACUUUCUAGGUACCCUUUUUAUUUUACUAUAAAUAUUUAAUCUUUUAACAGUGUUUACUUAAUCUAAACUGACAUUGCUUCCUGUAACCCAUAAUCAGAAGCUAAGAUAUCAUCAGAUCCUAGUUUUAAAAAUUCAUAUAGCUAAUUUUCAACCAAAUAUGUAAUUUUUCACCAGAAGUUUUGACUCUCCUGCAUUUCAAUGCUUUAGGUCAGGCCUGCACAACAUACGUUGUGGCCCGCGAAGUAACGAAAUAUUCUUUAUUCUUAUUAUUUUCUUAAUAGCUUUCCCUCCUGUCCGAUUUACUUUUGGCCUGCACAAGUUCUGUCCUAUUUUCUUUUGGCCCGUACAAGUUUCUCAUAAAGUAUUACGGCUCGCCUUACAUUUUGAGUUGUGCAGGCCUGCUUCAGGUGAAUCAUUUUGGUAUCUGCUAUGCCUAUAGUAAGCACAUAACUCCAGAAAUCCAAGUGAUAUCAUUUUUAUAACACAACACAAAUUGACUAUUAAAAUAUGUGUGUAUUGUAUGCAGUAGUUAUAAUAGAUGAUAAUUUCUGUACCAAUACAAAAUGAAUUUCUUUUUUUUUUUUUAUUUAAAUUAUUAUUAUUAUACACAAAAGAAAUGUUGUUUAUUAGGAAAGCUGCUAAUUUUUGUUUCUUUUAAAAUUAUAUAUUUUCUUUAGGCCAAACAAGCUUUGAUGAAAGUACAUUAAGCCAGUAAAUUAAAAGUGUUGGAUAAAAGCAAAACAUUUAUCUAACUAUAACUAUUUUUAUUUCAGGCUUCUGCUAUUGACAAAGAAACAAAAGGAUCUUGUCCAAUCUGUCAACAAUUCUUUAUGAUAACUUGUCUUUUGGGAGAAAAUCAGGAUGAUAUAGACUUUAAAGUUUUCACAGUGCAGGCGGAUUGCCCACCAAAGAAUUUUGCUGCUGGUUGGAGCAAAAAAUACCCUGUCAUCAUGGUAAACUCUGGUCGUAACAAGAUGGGCCAAGACAUUAGUGGAAUGAUGUAUGAUACAUUCGAAGAGCUGGAACUCUUCUUUGAGAGUAUAAACAGAGAGUGUCCAGAAUUGAAAAGAAAAAAUGCCCCAAAUCAGGCUGCUAUGCAAGUUGUUGAGAAUGUGUAUAAGGUAAGAUUCACUAUUUUCCUUCUGUUUAUGUUAAAAUAUUGUUACUGUUUUUUCCUUCUGUUUAUGUUAAAAUAUUGUUACUGUUUAUCUGCUUAACCCUCUCCUGCUCAAGUUCUCACACUUAUAACAUAAAAAGUAUUCAAAGUCAUUAUUUACAGUUGAACCAGCACUAAUAAGCAUUCUUAUAAUAAUAAUAACACUGAACUGCACUCAUUUAUAUUAAAUAUCUAAUUGGCAAGCUGCUUUGCUUCAAAAGUUGCAUCAGUAAGUAGACAUCAGCACGUUGCAACAUCAUUGAAAAUUUUGAGGCUAGCAUACUGCAAAAGGUAGAAAACUGAUACAAAUAGAAAAGGACUCGCUGCACUGAGACAAAAGAGACCAGAAAUUCAUUUCUCACUGGAAAUUACAUAAAAGUGUGACAUUUUUUCCAUCCAUUGUAACACACUGUAUACUGCCCUCUUUACUAUCUCUAUAUAGUUUGUGUUGUUUUUUUUUAAAUAAAAAGAAAUGAGAUAAAAAUUGAACAGCCCUGUGCAAUCUCUUUUUAAAAAUGGUGUUUUUAAAAAUAAACAACUACAGUAGUCAAACAAUAAAUGCUUUUUAGGGUCACAUAUAUAUUUUUUAUGUUUAAUACCCAUUCGUUAAUUUUAAUGUUCUGUCUUUUAUUUUGGUUUCUUUUUUUUCUUUUUUUAACUUAAUUACAUAAAAUUAAGAUAUGUUAUUUGUAUACAUAUUUUAAAAUUAAAUAUUUGCUAGGGGAAGAGGUCUAGAUAAAUGUACAAGUCUCCAAGAUCUAUACCAAUCAUGGAAGCUUUAAUUCAUUGCUGUCAUAAUUUCAAAAUAUAUAUAUAAAGGUAUUUAAAUUAGAAGAGGCCAGAAAGAAUCAUUUUAACAUAAAUAAAAUAUAUUAAUGGCUUUAUUUUGGGAAUUUUAGUUUUAAAUGGUUUGGUUCAUAUCUCUGGUUACUACAGAGCUUAAAGUUGGUUACAAGUUUAACCUCAAUAGGCAUUUUAAUCUAUUCAAUACUGUAGUGAUGCAUAUUAUUAUGGAACCAUAACUUCUGUUGCGAUGUAACAUGUCCUUAAGAACAGUGCGAUAUUGGAGUAAAUCAUGGUCAGAUUAGAAGGGUGAAUUCUUUAGGGCAUCCAAUCACCCAGAUUGUGCACACUUUAUUUUGAGAAAAUGGAGUAAUUGAAAAUUAUCUGCCAGUAUUAAAUACAAAACUGUUUUGUCAUGUACUUACUUUUAAGUCCUUUUAAUUGUGAGCUAAGUUUGCAAAAUGGAACCAAAACUUUAAAGGUAUAGUAAUGUCUUUAGUUAUCAUGUGCUGACUGGUACACCAUUAAAAAUGUGCAUCUAUAGAGGAGAGAAUGAAAUUAAUAGGUCAUUGCAACUGUUAAACCAAUGGUCUUGAAAUGUCCUAGAAAGGAUGAGUCAAUCAGUCAUUGACCUUCAGUGAGUGAAUAACAAUUAUUGGAGAAAAUUUGUUGCUGGAUUAUGUUUUGUGAAAGAUGAAGUCAUAAAUCGGCAGUCAUAUCUACUCUUGAAUAUUAAAACCAUACAAUAGCCAUGAUUUUUUUUUUAAAUUGCAUGAUUAUUUAUUUUUUUAAAAGCUAAGUUACUAAGUUAGUGAUGAUUUCAACAGACAUGUAUCAGAUCAUCUGCAUUUCAACCUGCAUUGAACCAUGUUGAAAUGUUAUAACACAAUUAAGGGCUAACUAUCCUAAAGUUAUAUUUAAACCCAGCUUCUCUUUGAUGAUCAGCCUUGGAUUUACCUUGUAAUCCUUACUGUAAAAUUUGGGUUUAGCUUCUUCAAUUAAAGUUAUGGGGUCCUGUUCUCAUAUUUUGUGGCAAACUAAUUUAUUCUUUCAUGGCAUGGCUAAACAGAAAAUUUACUGAAAGACCAUACAUUCAUUGACUAUUAAGGACUGCAGUACUCCAAGUUAUUAGUCCUGUUGUACAUUCACAUGUACUACCAGUAAAUGGGAUAGGAAAAUCUGAAGCUAGCUAUCUUUAAGAAACAUGUCACAUUAAAAAUUCAAGUGCUAACCAAAAUGUCUUCCUGAGUAAGUAAAACUGAUUUAUGUCCUUCACAAUCAGGGUCAGGUAUGCUGUUUUAAGAAGGUCUGAAAGAUAUUGGGCACCUUUUUUAAUUGAAUCUGAUAGUGAUAAGAUAUGGGAUGGGAACUUCUAUGAUAAAUAUGAUUUUGUCUAUUAAACUGUUUAAUUAUAGGACAAUUUCAUAAGGUGUCAGAUAAAAUCCUACUUAUCUAUAUGCCUGACCCUUUCACACGGAUGACUUUUGAGAAGUUAAUAAAAAUCAAGAUAAGGGACAUAUUUAUUUAUAAACAGAGUAUGGAUUUUUCUUUGCUAUUUAGAGUUAUUUAUUUUUAACAAAAUAUUAAAUAUUGGUGGUGUAAGAAAUGCUGGAUCAUUUUUUUACUUGUUCAAUUUUUUAAACAAUUUAGUAAUAUUUCUACACUUGACUAUUAAAACCAUACAAUGGCCAUGAUUUUUAAAAAAAAUUGCACAUUUAUAAAUAAGGCUAAAGUUAGUGAAAAUUUCAACAGACAUGUAUCAGAUGAUGAAAAUUUUAUCAAUUAUCCUUUGAACCAUGUUGAAAUUUUAUGACACAAUUAAGGGCUAGCUAACCCAGAGUUAUAUUUAGACCCAGCUUCUCUUUGAUUAUCCACCUGGGAUUUGCCUUUUAAUUUGGGAUUAGCAUUCUUUUUAUUAAAAGUUAAGCAUUGGUCAAAUAAAGUUAAAAUUCACCUGGGGAAAAAAGUUACGUUAACAAAAUUAAGUUUUAAUAUUAUGGAUAAUUAUUUUAUUUGUAGUUGGUGCUUUUUUUUUUAAGAUGUAUUUUUUUUUGUGUUAAUUCUUGACAUCUAAAUUAUUUUACGGGUCAUAUUAUAUUAUGUCAGCUGCUGGAAAAAGAGCUUCUAAUAUGUUGUAACUUAGUAACUACUUGUCUGUUGCCAACACCGCUCAAGAAUGACACACUUUCUAGUAUUAGUAUUGACCUGUUAAUUUACUCCAGAAUCAUUUACAGAAUGCCACUUGGGUUGUGCAGAAGCAGGGGUGCAAACAUAAGUCUCAAAUGAUGGCAUGCAUCAAUCAUUGCCCUAUAUUAGACUGCAGUCACCAAGUGUGCUCUGAGUCAUUCACACACACAAGACAAACACAGGUGGUAGUGGUACAUUUGAGACCCCACCCCCCCAGCAGGCAGGGAAUUUCUGGGGGGACUUCAAGUUGUCAUCCAUUGUAGUUGCUGGGUCCUGGUGACAACAUAGCAGUAGCAGAGGGGGGAGGUGGGAAGAGUAUGUCACUCAAAGUAGUAAACAGACAUUAUAUGACAUAAGCAGGAGAGUGGGUGGGGUGUUAAUGGGCUGAAUUGCAUUAAAAGCUGUAGAGGGAAAUGUAUGGCUGAGGCAUAUGUAUGGGACCCAUUUGUUUCUAGGCCUAGUGUGUAGGCAUACCCUUUGUUCCCUUACAGGACUUGAGCUAACCAUGAAUCAUGAACAUGGAUGAGUAGUUCCCCUAGACAGUUACUAGAAAUUUAUUUUGAAAUGUAAGGCCUUAGUAAGUGCAUUUUUAAAAAAAAGGGUAAUUUAAAUAAUAUAUAUUUAUAUAAAUAUUAUUAUUUUUUUUUAGGGGUCCAAACUAAUGUCCAUAUUGUGUUUACAAGUGUAUAUUGUGUUUGCAUGGUUGUAUGUUUACAAAUAUAUCCUAUUAUCAUAAGUAUACUACAUGCACUGAAGUACAUGUUUGUGUGUUAAAGAUUUUAGGACUGUUACCUGUACCAUGACAAAUGAGAGAAGUGAUGUUAGUUAUUAGUUGCCACUGUAUUAAUAUGAAAUGAUCCAUUACUUUAUUUUUUAAACAAUAGAACGCCUAGUGAAUAUUGCUGGUGAAUAUGGGAUCUUUUUUUAAACCAACAUUAUUUGCUUAUUGUAGUCACUGUAACCAUGCCCUAUUAUACAGGGUGUGUAAUCUGGCCACCUAGUUCUGUAUGAAAUGUUACCACCUAGUUAGGUCUGGUCAGGGGUUUUAUUUGGCUAGGAGCCACUUUGUUAAAUGGGUAAUCUGAGCAAAACAUUACCUGGGAUGUCAUGUUAGUUCUGUCACUGUCAACGGUUACACCUUUCAUUGUUCCCAAUGCCAUUUUGUUGGGUGGUGAUAUGUGAUAUUCACAGUGAUGGAAACCGAUAGAUAGUCCGCAUAGCAUGUAAUCCAUGGGUGCCCAACCAAGUUAGUAUUGGUAUUCAGUGGGAGGGGUCCUCAGUAAGACUAAUUUUUUCACUCUAAUCAUUUUGAAAUAUUUUUAAAAAAUCCAACUUCCCCCAUGAUAUGCUGCUGAAAUUAGAUGAACAGAAUACAGCUUAUUAAAUUAUGAGGGAUUCUCAAAUCUGCUGCUGCAGAAAAACAAAAAAUUAAAUGUUCAGUUCAAUUGGCUAAUGCAGUAAUAGAAGGUAUCAGGAAGAAUAUGAAAUGGAAUAAUAGACCCAUGCCAUAUUGCACACAAAUAUUCUUUGUUUUAGCGGACUUGUUGAAACAUUGAAGGUUGAAGGGUUUUAAGUAGUAAGAGUAAGGGAUGACCUUGUUUCAGUUUUUUUAAUUUUUCACUAUUGGUUGACCCUGAUGAUUUAUAUAAAUUCCAAGUUGUUUUGAUGAAUAUGGUUAUGGAUAUUUAUUAGACCCGAGUUGAGUGAGGUACUGUGUAUCUAAGCCUUAUUCAACUCCAAUAGCCAAUAACUUUUAGUUUUUAUGGAAAUUCUCUCAGUUUUAAGUUGCUACAUUUUUGUAUGCACUAUAAUUAUAAACAGAUCAAUUGACAGAUAUCUCUCCCCUGCAGGAAGUUCAUGUGUUAUGUACUUUAUUGGCUGUCUUGGUUCACUGAUCAUCAGUGUGUGACUAAACUAAGUAGUUAUGCUUCUUGCUUGAGGUUCUCACCUGGUUUAGGCCUGACCAGAUUGUUUGUGGGCCUGGGUUCAUGAACAAUCUAAAAAUGCAUAAUGGAACCACUUAACAAACAUAAAAUAGUGUUACUAGUGGCUACUGGCUUGGUGAUUCUUGAGUUAGUUGAAAUAUAUGGGGGAGAUAAGAGAAUAUCAAGACUAAACUUUUGAAUUGGAUCAUAACUAAACAACCAAAUUUAUUUUUCCAUUCCAUCCAAACCCCAGAAAUUCAAUAUAUUUUUGGGGGGCUAUGUUUAUGGACUGAAGACUAUUUUUUUUCUUUAAUAAAAACAUUGAACACAAUUUCCAUUUAGUCAUUUAUGUACCAUCAAUACCUUACUGAAAUAUCCUUGUCAUAUAUUUAGCAUCUGACAGAUUGUUGGGGUUCUAUUGGAAACUCAGGAAGGGGUGUGGGUCUAAUUACAUCAGACCAUGAUCAUGUUAUUUGUAUUUAAAAGUAAUAGAAAUAUGUCAUUAAAACAUAAAAUAUUCCCUCAUUAUCUUUACAUUUUUAGCCACAGUUUUGGUUACACACAUUUAUAAGUUGCACCAAUUUUUUUUUAAUGUCACCUUUUUAAAGAUGCCAGUAACUUUGUUGGAUUGAAAAGAAACAAUCGCAUGCCAUAAAUGUAAUUUUUCCUAAUUUAGGUUAACCCAGCUUAGUUCAGUAUAUUUUAAAUUAUUUGUAAGGUGAAUCAGGAAAUAAAACAUAAGGCAUUAUUAAGUACCUAAAUGGAAGAAAGUAAUUUCUUGUAUUAGCCUUUGGUAAAAUUUCCAAACUAUUUUACCAAGUUUUCAUUUUGUAAAAUUUGUAUAGAUUGACAGGAUAUAGCUGAAUGGUAAGCUGGCAAGUGGGUGAUUGAAUGGGUUUAUGGAAGCUCAUAGAGGAGGUCUGUGGGGAGGGGGGUGUUAGUGGUUGGAGAGGUUAGUUAGGAGAAAGUAAAGAGGAUGUGAUUUGUGAUUGAUAUAGGUUGGAAUAUAUCUUAUUUCAUCUUAAACUUAUUCUGUGGCAACGUUGAUAUUUAUUUGUCAAUUUUUACGCCAUUUAACUUUGAUUAAUUCUUUAUUCUUUGUUUCAGCACUUUAAUCACUUCAUAUCAGGUCAGUCAGAAAAGGGUCUCAUUGGGGAAUUAAAGAAACUCAAUGAAUACCUGGAAGGCCAAGACACAAAGUUCUUGGUUGACAAUGUACUUUCUUUCUCUGAUUGUCACCUGUUGCCGAGGUUACAGCACAUUCGAGUAGCUGGCAAAGUGAGUUAUUGUAAAUAAGCAAUCAAAUAAAGUUCUAAGUUACAAUGCUUAAGCUAUACGCUAAUAAUUAUAUGAAAUUUAAUAUAUAUAGAAUUAAGCAACCAUUGUGACUUACACCAGCUUUGGAAUAGCUAAUUAGUGAUAAAAUCAUUGAAGCCAAAUGAAAACUGUUUGUUUAACAUAAGGGUGAUAUUUGAUUGAGGGUCCAAGUUUGAAUUGUUUUUAUAUAGGGCUGGAAACAAGGGGAUUAAUUGUGUCUCAGUGAAUUGUGUAUCUUAAAAAUAGUAUACUUUUUCCUUUGGAUGGUCUUUCCAUUAAUUGUAAACUUAUGUUUCUAAUCAAGGCAUAUCGUGACUUUGAGAUCCCUAAAGAAUUUACCUAUGUCUGGAGGUAUCUAAAAAAUGCAUAUGAACAGGAUGCCUUCAAGUCUACAAUGCCUUCUGACCAAGACAUUGUUUUUCACUAUGAAAAGAAAGUUAGUGGUCCUCCCAGGAAAAGGGCAGCCAAACCCACCCUAGAGAAGUUUUCAUACACCACGGAUAUCCCAGAAGGCAUUUUAAAUGGCGUGGACAAUGGCAGUCCGCCAGUGGAAGAGGUCAGUCUGUUUUACUUUUUGCAUCCAUAACAAAUUAUAAUUUACAGCGUGUAUCUGUUCAUUCCAUUGAAAGGCAAUUUGGGGACGGAGAUGGAGGGAGGGGGUAUGAAAUAGAGAAUGCUAACAACAACAGUAGAAGUAUUAUUUUCUUUGCUUCAUAAGCUUUACAUUAUUUCUAUUAUUAUAAAUAAUUUUUAAAGGCUGUAAACAAAUGAUCAACACAAAACAACCUAAAAAAUUUAUUUGAAGGGUGGGCAAAUAAGAAAAAACUUGUGAAACAAUCACUUAUAAAAUGAUUUGGUUUUGAUAUUUAUUUGUGUAGUAUUUUACAAUGGGCCAUUUGGAAUAACUGAUCCAUAAGCUUCCAUGUUGUUAUAGACCCUGUACUGAUUUAUUGCAAUCACAGAAAUAUAUAAAAAGAUUACUUCCUGUCAAACAAAAGAAAAGUUGGGCAUUUAAUGAAAAUAUUAAAAUAGUUGUAUUCUUUAUAAGAAAAUGUUCAAAUUCUUAUUGUAGAUUUUAUAUUCAUGUAUUUCCAUCCACAGCAGAUACAAACCAUUCAUAUUAUAUUCUGUUUAAUAUUGAUGAUAGAUUUCAUCCUGUCGUUCUGUAGAUUUAACAGCUUAUUCAGAUGCCUACUAAUUCUGGUUUUAAAUUUAGAUUUAUACUUUUAAUCUCUUAUGUUGCUGUUCUUUAGAGCUUAAAUAUAUUUGCAGUGAAAGGGAGGGCUUUUAGUUACAUAGUUGGGAAAUGACCUUAAACACUUGCAAUUUAGAUCAUGGGGAAAAUGUUAUUCAUUUUGUUUCUAUGAAUCUUUGAUUAGGUGUUUCAUUUGACUUUGUUUCAGAGUUAAGACCCUUACAAGGUAACCUAUGUCAGCAUACCAUAUGAUUGUUACAAAAAUGUGUAUGCAUAACUUAUUUAUUGUAUUGGGUUAAGGUUCUGUGUAUAAGCUUUUUCUUUUAUUUAUUGAUAUUGUACACAUUCUCAACAGCCCUUAACAGUCAUGCCCUCAAAAAAAAAGUAUCAUUUCUGAUUAAAGUUUUUUGAUUUCAGAUUUAGAUUUAAUCUCCUCCUAAACACUAAUUGUGAAAGUUGUUUGCAAAUGAUCUCAGCAAAGAGAUAGUUAACCUUGAAUGAGGACAUGUUUGAUGCAUAAGUCCAGAGGAUCUGCCUUUUUUGUUUUAUGCAUCAAUUGCUUUACAAAACUAAACUCUCUCAUUGAGACUUUGUGUGAGAAGUCUGGUGGGGACUUAAAAUAAACAAUUUUGAAAAGUAACCAAUGGUCAGUAAGAAAGGUAAUCGAUGUAGGGAUUAGUGAAAGGAAGUCGCUGAUACAUCAGAAGUGACAAACCAACCUUAAAUCAUCAUUAAAGAAUAUAUCCCUUUAUAUAGAAAUUAGAAAUAAAAAAAAUAUAAAAAAAAUUAUUAUUUUUUUAAUUGAAAAAGGCAAGAAACUAAUUUUAAAGAUAUGGUACUAUAUUUUAACAUGGUAUUCUUAUGUUAAAGUCAACUCCUUUUGUUAAAUUUGACCCAUUAGCUAAAAAUCCUUAAUACCUGCCUGAAUCUGGGAAGUUUUAUCCUGAAUAAUGCUACUUAGUUAUUGUAAAUCUUCUGGGCAUGUAUUUUAUUUCCUGACUGAUUGUUCUUCUUUAAUAAGGUUGCUGAUAUGUCUCAUUGAUUCUUGUGAAGACUAAAGCAAGUCUUGCUUACUUAACACUAAAAGAGCUCUUAGAUGAAAGCAAAUAAAUAACCACUUCAAACCCCAGCCUUUACAAAGUGCUCUCAUCUACUGCCUGAGUACAUUAUCCAAUGCUUGGUUCAUACUUUUUAAUGGUUUUUUUUUGUUUUUUGUUGUUUUUUUUGUGGGUUAUUUAAAAUUUCUCAAAUAUUGUUUUAUGUGGUAUAAUUGGACAUGUUUGCUUUAUUAUGAUUGUUUGCUUUUUAUGAUUGUUUCCUUUAUUAUGAUUGUUUGCUUUUUAUGAUUGUUUACUUUAUUAUGAUUGUUUGCUUUAUUAUGAUUGUUUGGUGUUCUAUGAAAUAAUUAUCAAGUCUAAAAAUGGGAAUAACAUUUGUGAUCUGAAGAGAUUGAGUCACAAAGCUAGAGAGAGAGAGAGAGUUCUCUUCAGAUGACUUGCUUUCAGGGGCUCAGCUUUUUGCAGACCUAUUUUUACUUCCUGCUGAUCUCAGUUUAGGAGUGCAUCCAUUACCUGGCAUGCUUGCAUCCCCAUUUGACAGAGGCAACUUAGAUUUCUCCUACCUGAACGUUGACAUUCUAACUUUGAAAUGUUUUUAGCUUUGUUGUGUUGGUAUUCCUUUCCUUUUUUGCUUGUCAUUUUGAUAAUUGCUUGAAUAAAGUCUGUACCAGACUUUUAUUAAUUUAGGUUAUUUCUUACAAAGAUAUGGUUUAGAUCAUUUCCAAUACAAGAAAUAACACUAUUAUUUCAGUACAAGAUUCUCUUUCAUUGUGCUAAUGAAUUAUAAAACAAAUUGUUGGCUUAUUUACUCAAUUAAAUGAACAUUGUAAAUUUGAGUUUUGUUGUAGUUGCUAUAUGGGAUCUAAGUCUUCACUGUGUUACUAUCAUAAUAAUUUAUUCAAAAGUAUUAUUGGUAUUUGUAGUAUUAUAAAGGUAACCAAUGAGAGUUCUAGUGCAUCUGCUAAAAUGGCAUUUAAAUAUUGUUAAAGCAAAAUUUUUCUAUACAAUUAUUAUACAAGUAGCAAAGAAUAGUACAAUAUUGCCAUAUAACAUUAAAAAAAUAGUAAAUUACAACCUUACUCAGCACCUUUGACUAAUGAAAGUGUGCCAUUCACAAAGUGACUAGUAUUAUUAGCCUGUACAAAAGUUAAAUGACAUAUAAUGUAAUAUUGUAUCUCUGAAGUCUGGUAGCAGUAUUUCACAUAGAUCAAAUAAAUAAUUUGCAAUAGGAGUGUUCCAUAUAGCAUUUUUGUGCAUAGAGUUAUGCAUCUUCAUGCACCAUAGAUUUAUGUAGCCUACACCUCAUUAGUAUAGUUCUAUUUAAAAUACACUGGCAGAGAUUAAAUUUAAUUUGUCUAUCAACGCUUAUCAAUAUGUUAUGAACAGUGGUGAGCUUUAGUGAAAUCAUUUAAUUUGUACAUAUUUUUAAAAAUCGUCAAAAAAUUGUUGUAAGAACCCAUUGGAAAUAUAGAUAAUGAUAUAAGAUAUUUAAAAAUUAUUCAGUGUGGUGAACAUGGCAUGGUUUGAGUUUAAAGAAUAAUUAAAUUGCAACAUGCACUUGACAAAAAGGAGAGGGACAGAGUAGGAAUUUAAGACUGAAACAUACAAUACGAGGUAGAGCCACUGAUGUUACGACAUUUGUUAACAUGUUAGAAGCAUUGGCACUGGGGGUGCAGUAUGGCAGUUUCUAAAUGGUCAGUUAAACUGGUGUUGCUACUUAAGUAUAUUUUUGUCAACACUUUAAUUUAAGAUGACACAUUUUACAUGUUCUGUGCAUAUAUUAAUUUGCAGACAGAUCAAUUUUAGCUGCACUUUAUAUCUUUUUUUUAUAUUAAGUUUAUCACAGCUCACCACUGGCUAUGAAUAAAAUCGUACCCCAAAAUCACAUGGGAUUACUAAUAUGUAUUCAAUUAUUUAUAAAAAGUUAUUUUUGGGUUCUAUGAUAACAUAUACAAAAUUUGUUCUCUUUGAUUCAGCUACUGCUAAAUAUCAUACACUGCUUAUUAUUGUCAUGAAUUAAAUCUAAUGAAAAAUAAUUUUAAAAUUUGGAUAUGAAACUUGCAUUACUGAAGCUCCUGAGGUAAUUUCCUGUUUAAAUAUAUUGGGUUUUAGCAAUUGUUGUUGAGUUAUGGGAUAAUAUUGUUGUCAGUUAUGAUUUUAGAUUUUAAAAAGUUAGUUCUUGGCAAACGUGAGAUCUAAUCUCAAGGAGUUUAUUAAUGAAAUUUUCAAAACUGUCUUGGAGGGUGUUUUUUUUUUAAUUAUAACCAGAAGAGAGCAAACAGCGCUGUUCAGUUACAAUUAUUAUAUGCUCUGUUCACAGUGCAAAAAAAAUAAAGACGGUUUUAUGGCUUAAACUAUGUUCUUAAAUUUAUACUUUUUUUCCAGGGAGGGACUACUGUGAGGUGACAUAAAAUGCCAUACAAAUCAAAUAUUUCUUUAGGUACAAGGUGUACUUGCUCAUUUUUAUUUUAAGAUGUUGCAUAUGUUUUCACAUUGCUUGGUGCCAUAAGUCUCUUUUUGUAUCUUCUUAACUUUAAAACUUCUUAAAUGCAUUUUAUUUUAUGUUGACUAAAAGUAUUUUUAAAUUAAAAAGGUUCACCAUUUUAGUUAUUCACAAAAUCACAGGGUGAAAUGCAUGUGCUGUUAUUUAAUCAGUAGAUUCCAGCAAUAUUGAUCAAAUGAUUUUUUUUUUCAUCUAUUAAGAUUUGUUUGGUAAAUUAUAUCAGUUAUUGUAGGAAUCUUUGGGUCUGUAGUUUCACUGAUAAGUGUUCUCUACUCUAAUUAAUUCUCUUGAUGUUUAAUAUCAUGAAAUCUCACAUACUCCAACAUGUACAUAAUAUGCCCUUCUUUAAACUACAAUCAUAUUGUGCUUUCAUUGUUUCUGUAAUCAUUGACUUACUGUUUCUUCAACCCUAUUGUCAAUACCAACCAAGUUUCUCAUUACCAAUCUUGUGUUUUUCACAUAUCCCUUCUUUAUAUUUCAUAAUAUUUUACCUUGGUCAAAUUAUUUCAGAAUUGCUCAUUAGCAAUAGUAAGAAAUUGACCUCUUUAAAAAAAACUAUUGGAGUAGUAUUCUGACAUUAUAUUAGUUUUUAGAAAUGGAACCAUUUGGCAAAGGAUGCAGUCGGUUGUAAUUAUAUAAAUUUGCCUUUUUUCCCUUUUAAUUUUGAAAAAAAAAACAUUUUUUGGAUCCUGAAACUCUUAAAAAGUGUAGUGAAGAUUUUAUGCAUGCAACCCUCAGUGCCCCGUGUAGUUACUUGUGUCUCUAAUCAUUUAUAUCAGAGUUGUAAACGUGAUGUGUUACCAAGAAAACUUUCCAUUAGCUAAUAAUUUAAGAUUUGCUGGGGACUAUAACAUUUUAUAAAUUAAAUCUCAAUUUUCCCCAAAGGGUUUUUAGUUUAGUCAAAACUUUCUCACUAAUAAUUUUAUAUAGAGGGUCAAACCAAAAGAAGUAACUGGAGAUUCUGCUUAUUUAUAGUGGACAUUUAUAAUUUCAUAUUCUAAUGAAGGUUGAAAGUAGUUAUAUACAUUAGUAUGCAUAUUUCAUAUUUCCUUAGUCAACCAUCAAAAUAUUUAUAUUUGUACUAGUAGAAAACUCUCCACCCACCCCAUUGAACCCUUUUCAACCACACUUUCCCCCCUGAUUUUGUAAAAAAAUUCCAAAUUAAUUAGUACUGCCUUCAUGGAGGUAUUAUUUCCCAUUAUUUUCCACCCCGAUGACAUGAAAAAAUCAUUUGAAUGCCAAAAUACUUUUUUUUUUACUUUCCUUGUAUUUCUUUGUUAGUCUUUAUUUAGUGUUUAUCUUUAACAAUUUAGAGGAGAGCAAAUUAUUCAGUUGAUUUUUUAAAUUUUAAUCACAGAAGCAAACUUUGCAGUUAAAUAACACUACUUAGUUUAUCCUUUUUAUUGUUCAGCUACCUACUGCAAGGUUUCAACUUGAUGAGUUCAAUCCUGGCUAAUCACUUCUUUAUCUGUACUUUCAUAUUAUAAUCUCUUCUUUGUACACAUAUCUCUACAAGUAUUUUAUCCAAACAACCAUUUUAAAGGGUUUUUCACUCUGUUGUUUCACUUUUACUGACCUAAAUGAGCUGAUUUAGUUAUUAUACAGACCGCUGUCUUCUGCAUUUAGUUGAGUGUAAAUAUUUAAAUACCUGUCUGUUUACAUUUGGUCAGUAGUUCAUACAGUACAUCUAGACACCUAUUGAGUGUGAGUAAAAUGUCAGAUUUAAAAGUUUACCUAUUGUUUACGCAGGUACCAGAGGAAGAAUUGGCACCACCAUUACCAGAACCAGAGCUUGAACCUGAGACUUGGGUGGAGCCUCCACCACAAACUGAGCUGGAGUAUCUGCCAGAACCUGAACUGGAACCGGCUGAGGAUGCUGAUGAUGGUGCUGCUGAGCCUGCCUCUGAUUAUGCUGGAUUGGAAGACAGUGAAGAUUUUCCAGCUCCUAAUGGAGUUGUGGAUGAUCAUGCGGAAACACAUGGUCAAAGAGAAGAAACAGGAGAAUAAAUUUAUUCUUUGUAUGUUGUUUUUUUUUUCCAGAUUGAACCUUUUUUUUUUUUAUCGGUCUUUAAGAAAAUAUAUUAAUGUGAUAAUACUACAUAGCAAUAGAAUUGUUUGGGAACAUCUUUAUUCUCUGCUGCAUUUAGUGGCGAGUAUGUAAUAGUGAUUCGAUUUGUUUUUCAAGAUAAAUGUUUUUGUAAUUUUAGAAUCAACUUUUUGUCUCUCACAGUCAUGUUACAGUCGGGGCUGCCAACUACCUCUUAAUAUCAGAAGUAGGGACACAACAUAAAAUACCACAGUUUAUAUUUUGCCAAAAGUAUGUGGGUAACAAAUUAUGGCAAUCUCAUUAUACAACUUUAAGAAUAUUUUUAGUACCAGUUUAUCAAAUGUGAAUAAUGAUUUGGUAUCUGUAAGCUUAUCAUGGGUAUUGUACUUGAGUAAAUAUAUUCUAGUCAUAAAUAAGACGAUGCUAUAUUGGGAGAAAUGAAAGAAAUUCAUGCAACUUUUCAGAUACUUCAAUUUUUUGAAGUUACACUUUGCAGUAAAGUGGGGUCUUUUUUUGGCAGCCUUAGUAACUUGGCUAUUGAGAUGUAUUGCUCUAUUAGCAUGUACUAGUUGAAAAUUUGAAAUAACUGGUGGGAGAUGAUGAGAAAUGAUUACUUUAGAUAAGGGAUUAAAGGGAGAAAAAAAAGUGGAGACCAUCCGUCAAAGUUUAUAUUAGUGUGAUGAUUUUUAAAAUCUAUUUAUGUUAAAACUGGGUUGUUUUUUUUCUCUUUUUAACCAAUACUCCAAUAACCUGUUUGUUUAGUUUGUGAAUUCUUCAUAUACUUUGUCAAUCAUAACUGUGAAUCAGUUUGCUAGAAAUUCUAUGUAAACUUUUAUUUAUCCAGAAAUCAGCUGUUAAUAUUUUAUUUUUCUAAACUUGCCAUAGUGUGCUGAUGGCAAGUUUUGUCCUGAAUAAAGCUGUUUAUGAUGUCAUUGUAGCAACUGUUGUAAGAACUUUUUGGACCGACUUUUUUCAUCCCAACUUUUUUUUUUUUUUUUUGUUUAACAUUUUUUUACCAUAUCUGCUGGUAAUUAUGGAGUAGGAAAUACUGUUACGUUUUUAUAAAAAAUAAUGAUCUUGUUUGUGAUUGGGGUAUAUUUUGUAGCAACUGUUGUAAGAACUUUUUGGACCGACUUUUUUCAUCCCAACUUUUUUUUUUUUUUUUGUUUAACAUUUUUUUAACAUAUCUGCUGGUAAUUAUGGAGUAGGAAAUACUGUUACGUUUUUAUAAAAAAUAAUGAUCUUGUUUGUGAUUGGGGUAUAUUGAUGUUGAUAAAUGUUAAAGUUUUUGUAAAGGGUGGGGUGAUUAUAGAUGAAAAGAGAAUAAUAAAGCUUUGAGGCUAAUGUAGUUUUUUAGAAAAAUUUUGGUAACUAGUCAUUUUAAGACUUGAGGUAAAAUUAAAAUAGCGCCACCCCAUUCCCUGGUUAACAGGUGCCUCAUUUGUUGUUGUGAACAGGGCCCCACUCCGGUAGUUACAUUCUUGAUUUGAUUCAGUCCCAGUGAACUCUAUCGUUUUUUAUUUGUUUUAUUAUAAUCAUUUUCACACUCAAUUGUUUGUCAUACUCUUUGGUUUGGUGUUUUUAUUUUAUCAAACUUUAAACUGGGACCUAAAAAUUAUACAUCACCUGCUCAGAAACAAUGAUUUUUUUACUUGUUAUUUUAAAAUGUUUUUUUUUUAAAUUCAAAAUUAAAUGUUCACACUUUGAUAUAUGAAAACCAGUUGAUGAGCGGCUUAUCUCUUUUUAGCAGUUGAAUUAGAGUUAGCAUAUUUACUUAGAGCAGUAAAAUGUCAAACUUGCCCAUGUUUUUGUACUUUCUUGUGCAAUGAGUUAAGCUAGAAAAAGUGAAAAAAAUCUACAAUGUUUUGACAUGCUCAUGCAUGUUGUCAGUAGUAGGCAUUCCUUUCACAUUGAUAGGCGUUUUGUCAAAUUUCUGCAGUGGUUCUAUCUCAAGGUGCUGUUCUUGUCAUUAGUUGAAGAACAUAAUUACUGCAUAUUACCAAGAUUCACCCGAGUUGGUGAAAGCCUGGUUGACGUUGGUCUGGCAGGCCUAGUUGAUGAAGUUCAAAGGAAUGGUUUAAAUGGAGGGAAAAUGUGAGCUUGGUUUUUUUGCAUAAGCAAUCAGCACGAAUGAUAGAAUUUAUAUCAUACAUGUCCUUGUCCAAGCUUUUUAUUGGCUAUUUUUAUAUAUAUUUAUAUAUAUAUAUAUAUAUAUAUCUAACAUGAAUAAAUGUACAAUUUUAUUUUCAUUGAGAUUUUGAAAAGGAAUAUGAUAUAAUAGCCCUCUCAAUGCAUAUUCAUUGUGUAACCUUGGUUUGCUUUGUGCCAAAAUAAACUGCAAAAGCUUGAUUCUAUUAGGACUGUACUACUGGAACCAAAUAAUUUUUUUUAAAGUUCCAUUACUUCAAUGUGGAGUUUUCAAAUAGGUUGUUAAACUGGUUCACAUUUAUAUCAAAAGUAGUUUCAAUGCCGUGGCAUUUUUGGGAAUUUUUCUUUUAGAAUUUCAAACCAUAAAAUUCAAUUUAGUCAUUAGUAAAUGAUCAAACUGAUUGUAACUGGAAAAUUUGGCUGUUACAUCUGUAAAACUGGCACAUAUUUGUUUUGACACAUCAUUACUGUACUCAAGUUGUUUCAGAAAUAUUUAUGUCAAAAAUUCGAUUGGCUCCAUCCCUUAAACAUUGAUUGGCUGUUGCAGUACAUUAGCCAUUUAGAUAAAAAUAGAUGUCAAUUAGUAGCUGAGUGAGUUUGAAAGAUCUGAAAUUUAAAAAUAAUGUAACCUUAAAACGUAUUCACUACCAGUACCAUAUUCUAUAAAUGAUUUAUGACAAAAAUUUGAUGUUUAACAAUAAACAAAAUGCAAAGCAUUUCAGGCACAUUCAACUUAAUAAAACAUAUUUGUUUUUUCAGCUUUCUCUCUGUUGAUACCUCCCUAUUCUGGACAUUUAUUUUCACUAUAUUGGUUAGGCUGUCUUUUAUAGAUUUGUUCCCCUUCAUAACAUAUGUAUGGAAGUUUAGAACGAUUUUUUUUUAUUGUUGACAAAAAAUUUGAGCUUUUGCAUUCAAAAUCAAAUAAAUUGUGAGUUUUAGAAUGUGUGAAUGGAAAUGGAUGAUAAAUUGAGUGGAUCUUGUAAUAAGUAAGAUCUUUAUUAUUUCCCUUGUAUAACCACAGAGGCUUUCUUAUUAACAUUAUUAUUUAUAAUUAUAUAGCUGUAAUGUCAUCUUUUGAUUUUUCAUCCUAGAAAAUGUUCUGUGGUAAGUUCCUUACAAAGGAAACCAUCUCAAAAGCUACUGAAACUAUUUUAGACUAAAUAAAGUAAGUUAUAACUGCAUCAGCUUUAUAUUCUUUCUUACAAUUUGGAAUGUUCAAAACUUUAAUAUAUUGAUAAGAUAAAGAACCUGCACUAAAUUUAGGGGAAAACUAACUAUUUCAAAUGGGAAAACUUUUGGUUUUAAAGCAUGAUUAAGCUUUUUAAAAAAAUGACAUAUUUCACCAUUGUAUCAAAAUGUCUGAUUUUGACUUAAACGUCAUUACAUCUAAUUAUAAAAAUUUCAUCAAGGUCUCC